UUUGGUAUCCAAGGAGACGACGGCAGCGUACGUUGUGUUUCAUUGAGGAAGAGGCGGUGUGUUUUUCCUCUGGUGAUGUUUGUGUUUAGCAGAAAACAUUUCACACGAUGGACCUGCCGGAGACCAUCAGACAACGUUUAGAAGACUUUUCUCGGAAUGUGUUAUUCGACCAGAGUCGGAAUCGGCCCUUCACAGAAGAGAAUGAGACGUUUUUGCCACACGACAAGCGGGUUCUGUCUAGUCUCCACCUCCAGAUGUCUCUGUACUUUAACAUGUGGUUCUUCCCCUUGUGGUGGAUCAGUGAAACUGUAAUGCUGCACCUCAAGUAUCCUGCAUUGCCAGACUACUACAAGUUCAUCCUUGUCACUGUUCUCAUCCUGAUGACUCUGAUUGAGGCCAUUAGACUCUUUCUCGGUUAUGCUGGGAACCUGCAAGAAAAGGUCCCAGAGUUGGCUGGAUUUUGGCUGCUGAGCAUCCUUCUGCAGUUUCCAUUAAUCCUGUUUCAGCUCUUCAACGAAGCCAUUCUCAUACAACCCUUGGAGAGGGGUGUUCACAUAGUUCUCGCCAUAUUCAUACUUACUCAGGCCCUUUCUGGUUUUGUGGCACUCCGGGACAUAGUCAGACAGACAGAGAGGCAAUUUCAUCUCCAACAGUUUGACUGAAUUCUGACGUCCGUGCCACAACAUGACAAGCAUCUUUACUUCACACCGCCCAGACUCAGACUGAAAACAAAAAAUAAUUUUAAAUGUUUUGUAUUACAUGGUAUAUUUUCUCCCCAUGUUUGAAAAGAGAAAAACAUGUAAACAUAUUUAUUUUUAUAUUUUAUUCACAUUAUAUGUUUUUGUAGAGUUGCAAUAAAUGAAAUAUAUAAAACACA
This is a messenger RNA of Cottoperca gobio, 877 nucleotides long. It is a transcript of the gene tmem17, whose product is annotated as transmembrane protein 17. Lineage: Eukaryota; Metazoa; Chordata; Actinopteri; Perciformes; Bovichtidae. The record is from RefSeq and is a predicted model, not a curated record. Gene Ontology annotation, biological process: non-motile cilium assembly. Gene Ontology annotation, cellular component: ciliary transition zone.